AUGUCUCUUAGACAACGUCGAUCCGAUAAGCAAUCUGAAGAAUCAGAUGAUAAUAACACCCCCCUCUCUGGUGCCGCUGCAGAUGGAUCAUCAUCCAAGGCCACACGUGAAAUCAGUAGCUCCUCUUCUUCAUCUUCCUUAUCGAGCCGGGCACUGUCUGGGGCUCUGACCGGGACAGCCAACUUGGCAAAACUGCUUCCAACUGGAACCCUUCUGGCUUUGCAGAUUCUGAUUCCGGUGUUCACAAACAAAGGAGCUUGUGACUCCGUCACACGCAUCCUCACACUCGUACUCCUCAUCUUGCUAGCCUUCUCUUGCAUCCUCGCAUGUUUCACUGACACAGUCAAGUCAUUAGACGGAAGAAUCUACCAUGGCAUAGCAACCUUCAAGGGUCUCUGGCUAUUUGACUACUCACCGGUUGAUGGAAAAAAGUUACCAGAUUUGACAGAGUAUAAGAUUAGCACCAUAGACUUUGUUCAUGCCUUUUUAUCUGUACUUGUCUUCUUUGCAGUUGCGUUGAGUGAUCAGAAUGUGUUGCACUGUUUUUACCCGAAACCAGGAGAUGAAACAAAGGAGGUUCUGGAUAUCGUUCCUCUUGGAAUUGGAACUCUAUGCAGUUUGCUAUUUCUUGUAUUUCCAUCCACCAGGCAUGGAAUUGGCUACCCUCUUACAGCUGCACCCAAAUAG
Lathyrus sativus (Indian pea) is the source of this 687-nucleotide messenger RNA. The record is from the annotation of a GenBank genome assembly. Lineage: Eukaryota; Viridiplantae; Streptophyta; Magnoliopsida; Fabales; Fabaceae.